GGAUCAGUCGACUCCCACUCCCAGUCGACUAAUACACCGGACUUCAGUUCCUCUCUAAGUGCCUCCUCCACUCUUUCUAUGAACACCGAGCCAUGAAAUUCAAAUCGGAUAAAUCCCAUUGAACGAUCAAAUAUCAAUGUUCAAUCCAUUUUGUGGCACUCCUAUGGAGUUUUAAAAGUUUUAUUGAAUAAUUUGAUAUUAAUAAAGAGAACGGUGCAUUCUUCUUCUUGGCCAGAUACUGUUGCGCCUAAUACUUCGGUAGUUAAAAACAAAAUAAAACGUAACCCAUUUCAAGCCACGACUCAUCUCCGACCUUCUCUCUCAUCUCCGACCCAGCACUUCCGCCCACCGGCCGAGCACACAAUCGGCGGUCCCUCUAGAGAUCUCCAGAGUUGUCAUCAAUAUUUUUGAUGUAAGAACUGGAAAGGUUAUGAGAGAUUUCAAGGGCACAACCGAUGAGUUUGCAAUUGCAGGAAGCGGUGGUGUGUCAGGGGUAUCUUGGCCUGUUUUCAAAUGGGGUGGUGGAAAAGAAGAUAAAUAUUUUGCAAGGCUGGGGAAAAAUCUGAUCUCUGUUUAUGAGACAGAAAACUUCUUUCUUCUUGAUAAGAAAUCCUUGAAGGUCGAGAAUGUGAUGGAUUUCAGUUGGUCUCCUACUGAUCCAAUUCUUGCCCUGUUUGUUCCUGAAUUAGGGGGUGGCAAUGAACCUGCAAGAGUGAGUCUAGAUUUUCUCUUUGCUGACUCAGGAAGAAAUUGUGUCCAUACAAGGUUCUUAGCAUGAGGAGACUUGGAGGAGCUGGGGCUGUUGUUCCUCUCAUCACAGAUGGUCAGGCUGAAGUAUGCUCUUGUUAAAUCCCAAUACUUAUAAGUAAUUGCUUCAUAACAAAUGAUAAUACCUUUUUUUUUUUUGUUUUGAUUGAUGAGAUGAUCUGAAUAACAUUAGGUGAUGAGAACCUCUGUGAUCAUGGAGUUAAUAUAAUGUUAUCCCUAACAAGUACACGGGAUAUGAGUGAGUGUUUAUACAUUUUUAGUUUAUUAACUUUUGAGUUAGUUUGAUCUAAUUUCUUGACUCUGUUGGGUGAAAGGACCAUGCUUUCCGAUGUGCAAGGUAUGAAAAUGAACCAUUUCAUUGUGUCACUCAUUUGCUAAAUGCUUUGGCUGUUUGGAUAUAUGCUUUUUCUACAGUAUUAUUUACCUAAAAUACCACAAAUUCUAUGGACUUACUUCAAGUUCCUUGCUUAGAAUAUUUAUUGUUUUUUGAGGCAUCUAUAUUGUGGUUAUGGUAUGUGUAGAAGUAACUUUAAAAAUUUUGGUACACUCUGCCCAGCUAUGUUCUAACAUAAAUAAAGGGUAGCCAGACCUGCAAAGUUGAUUGCUUAUAUGAUGUCUUUCAUAGUACAAGAAUGAUUUAAGAGGCUCCUAAAAGGAAGAUUUAAUGUAGAUUUAAAAGCUGAAGAAGAAGAACUAAACGUGAGAAACAUUGUUGGCAAGUUAUCUCAAAGUUUUUUUUAGUAUUUAAGAUUUGACUUACUGCCUUACAAU
Molecule: messenger RNA, 1539 nt
Organism: Cannabis sativa
Lineage: Eukaryota; Viridiplantae; Streptophyta; Magnoliopsida; Rosales; Cannabaceae
Product: eukaryotic translation initiation factor 3 subunit B-like
Exons: 5
Coding region: 431-778 (115 amino acids)
Biological process (GO): translational initiation
Cellular component (GO): eukaryotic translation initiation factor 3 complex
Molecular function (GO): translation initiation factor activity; RNA binding; translation initiation factor binding
Source: RefSeq, a predicted model, not a curated record